AUGGCCACCAAUAUGCAUCCACUCUUGGUGAGCUUCUCAUUGGCCAUUCUUCUGGGUUUGACAUCUCUGGGUGGACUGAAUAUGCGGCAGUCAGGUCAAGCUUUGGCCCAAGUCUCUACCAGCAACCAGACAACAGAGCCUUCUAUAAUACCAGAAGCCACAUUGGCAACACCAACAACAGGUGCGGACGACCAAACAUCUCCAAGCAAUGGUGGCCGUUGCUGGGGUUACUAUGAUGUCAUGGGCCAAUGGGAUCCACCCUUUAACUGUAAUGCAGGUAUCUACUUGUUCUGUUGUGGUUCCUGCUUCUACCGCUUUUGCUGUCAGUUCAAAGUCCACAGUUUGGACCAGACUUCCUGUUCCAACUAUGACACACCUGUCUGGGCAAACACCGGACGACCAGCGGCACCCGUCACAGAGGUCCAAGAGGAACCAGACCGAGAUCGGACCCAUAUGAUCGUGUAUAUUAUCUGUGGAGUGGUGGCCAUCAUGGUGUUGGUGGGGAUUUUCACCAAGCUCGGGCUGGAGAAGAGUCAAGGAGGACAGACUGACAUGACCAACUCCAGGACUCUAACAGAGCUGCUGAAGCAGCCAGGGGAGGCAGGAGCAGUGGAUGGAACUGGCAUUCAUCACCCAAUAGGGACCAACGGCAUCUCUGCCAGAGCACUGCGCUCCAACAAUGAUCAUAACCAUCUGAACAACGCAGCCUUGUCUCCCCUGGGUCCGGCCAUGGCCUUGUCUCACCCUCAUAACAACCUGGGAAUUGGCUUCAAUAAGUACACUUCGCUCAAGGCCGUGGACACUGCUGCAAGAGACUACUACAAGAGCUACCCAAUGGUAGACUAUACACACCGCCAGUCCCCUCCUACUUUCCAGCCAAUCAACUUCCACCCCAAGGACAAGCCUUUCCUCCCGCCACCUGACAUCCACGCGCCACUCGCCAUCACCAUCAACGCCUCCCAGAUCCCCAAGCCCAAGAUCUCCAAAACCAACACCCACCCGCUCACCUCCAGUUCAGCCUUCAAGGUAUGGGACCCCAGUAAGAGCCACACCCAGCACCCCGUGGCCACCCACAUGGUCCUCCAAGGUCCGCAGCACCACACCAUGCCACAGCAGCCGCAGCAUCACCAGCCACUUCACCAGCAGAACAGCCGGCGCCUGGCCUACUCCAACAAGAGGCAGUUCAGCAUCGAGACGCUGCCAGAGCUCUUCUCCCAGCCGCUGGGCUACGGCCACUCGCCGCACGUGCACCCCAAGCACAAGGGACUGCCCACUAACAGCAAGACAGAAGUCACUGUCUGA
Molecule: messenger RNA, 1302 nt
Organism: Scomber japonicus (chub mackerel)
Lineage: Eukaryota; Metazoa; Chordata; Actinopteri; Scombriformes; Scombridae
Product: protein shisa-8
Exons: 4
Coding region: 1-1302 (433 amino acids)
Biological process (GO): regulation of AMPA receptor activity; regulation of short-term neuronal synaptic plasticity
Cellular component (GO): postsynaptic density; AMPA glutamate receptor complex; postsynaptic membrane
Source: RefSeq, a predicted model, not a curated record